Molecule: messenger RNA, 4440 nt
Organism: Hermetia illucens (black soldier fly)
Lineage: Eukaryota; Metazoa; Arthropoda; Insecta; Diptera; Stratiomyidae
Gene: S1P
Product: membrane-bound transcription factor site-1 protease
Exons: 8
Coding region: 30-4151 (1373 amino acids)
Biological process (GO): proteolysis
Cellular component (GO): Golgi apparatus
Molecular function (GO): serine-type endopeptidase activity
Source: RefSeq, a predicted model, not a curated record
UCCCCCCCGAAGGCCGUCAAGGGGGCACAAUGAGUCUGCGACGCCGCCACCACCAUUCCCACCAGCAGUUUCGUCCGUUAUACUUAGCAUUUGGAGUUGUCUUGCUCGCGUUCACCUUUCGCUCAGAUAAUUACGGACUAGUUCUAGCUACGUCCCAGCCAGGUGACUUGAACCGCGCAACCAAUGCCAACUCCAGUCCCAGUCGAAAGUGCUGCAAUGAAACCGGACCGGCGGCGAACGGACACCGUGUCGAGGUGCAAUUUACCAGCAAAGUUGUCCAGAACGAGUAUAUCGUCGCAUUCAACAAUUACUACAAGUCAACAGCUCGGGAGAACUAUCUGCGUGCCGCACUCAACCCGUCUAAUGUGCAUAAUUGGCGGAUAAUACCUCGUUCAAAUCCAGCCAGUGAUUAUCCUAGUGAUUUUGAUGUGAUACUCUUAGAAGAGGAUUCCAGCCUGUCAGGCUUGGAAGCGAUCAAAUCCCAUCCUCUGGUAAAAAGUGUGACUCCACAACGUAUGGUGCAUCGUACGUUAAAAUACAUUCCCGUGUCAAAGGACGAAAUCGAAGCAGAACAAACCGACAACGAUCUAAACAAUGGAAGCAAUGAUGCCAAUGACGAAGAAAAUGAAAAACUGCUGCAGGAGCUAAUUGAAAUCCUAAACAGCAAUCCAUCUGAAAGUCACGCUGUAUAUCAAAGAAAAUUACAAUCGUUACCUGAAAUCAAUCUAAAUCAAACUGGCAAGGAGAAUGGUAGUAAUAGCCAGCAAAAUGCAACCUAUCUAAAUGGUGCCAAUCGUCACAUAAAUCGCCGACUAUUACGUGCAAUUUCGCGUCAAAUUACAUCGUUGCUAAGAGCGGAUGUUUUAUGGAGUCUGGGCAUUACUGGAAAAGGGAUAAAAGUUGCUGUUUUCGACACUGGUUUGUCGAAAAAUCAUCCACAUUUUAAGAGAAUAAAAGAACGAACAAAUUGGACAAAUGAAAAGUCCUUGGAUGACGGUGUUAGUCAUGGGACAUUUGUCGCGGGGGUGAUUGCAUCAUCCAAAGAAUGCUUGGGAUUCGCUCCAGAUGCAGAGCUACAUAUUUAUAGGGUUUUCACAAACAAUCAGGUCUCUUACACAUCAUGGUUCUUGGACGCGUUCAACUAUGCAAUACUCAAAAAAAUCAACGUAUUAAAUCUGAGCAUUGGUGGGCCGGAUUUCCUGGAUCAUCCAUUUGUUGACAAAGUUCUUGAAUUGACAGCAAACAAAGUCAUCAUGAUCUCAGCUAUUGGAAAUGAUGGACCACUUUAUGGAACCCUUAAUAAUCCAGGCGAUCAGAGUGAUGUAAUUGGAGUCGGUGGCAUGAAUUUUGAGGAGAAUAUUGCAAAGUUUAGUUCGAGAGGGAUGACAACGUGGGAACUGCCGCAGGGAUAUGGACGUCUAAAACCAGACAUCGUCACAUACGGAAGCCAAGUAAAAGGCAGCAACAUCCGUGGUGGAUGCCGUUCACUGUCCGGAACCUCAGUAGCUUCUCCAGUUGUAGCUGGCGCAGUCACCCUAAUCGCCAGUGGCGUUUUAAACAAAUUAGACAUGAUCAAUCCAUCAUCUAUGAAACAAGCUCUCAUCGAAGGAGCUACUCGUCUUACUGACAACAAUAUGUUCGAGCAAGGACAUGGCAAAUUGAACAUUUUGAAAAGUAUGAAAAUUUUAUCGUCGUACACACCAAAAGUGACCUUAAGUCCGUCGUACUUGGAUUUUACAUCGGAUUAUAUGUGGCCGUAUAGUAGUCAGUCGUUGUAUUAUACAAGUGCACCGGCUAUCGUGAAUGUGACCAUUCUGAAUGGAAUGGGAGUAACUGGGAAAGUGAUAAAUAAUCCAACAUGGCAUCCGUAUUUGAAGCAGAACGGGCAGUUUUUGAAUGUAUCGAUUUCGUAUUCGGAAGUUUUGUGGCCGUGGUCUGGAUGGAUGGCUUUGCAUAUUGCAAUCAACGAGCAAGCAUCAAACUUCGAAGGUCUUGCACAAGGUCACGUCACCCUCACUGUACAAAGUUCGGCAGGUCCGGACGAAUCGGAGGCUCGUAACAGCACCGUAAGCUUCCCCAUUCGUGUCAAAGUCAUACCCAAGCCACCCAGGCAUAAACGCAUCCUCUGGGAUCAGUACCACAGUCUACGUUAUCCUCCCGGCUAUUUGCCACGUGAUAAUUUAAAAAUCAAAUCUGAUCCUCUAGACUGGCGAGCAGAUCAUAUUCACACAAACUUUCGAGAUAUGUACACGCAUCUCCGAAAUGCCGGUUAUUAUGUUGAAGUCUUAGGAAAACCGUAUACUUGCUUCAAUGCAUCAAACUAUGGCACGCUGUUGAUUGUGGAUCCAGAGGAAGAAUUCUUUGAUGAAGAGAUUGCAAAGCUGAAGAAUGAUGUUUACAAUCACGAUUUAAGUGUGAUUGUGUUCGCAGACUGGUAUAACACGAGUGUUAUGCGGAAGAUAAAAUUCUUUGAUGAGAAUACGCGACAGUGGUGGAUGCCGGAUACAGGCGGGGCAAACAUUCCAGCUCUCAACGAGUUGUUGAGUGAGUUUGGUAUCGCUCUUGGGGACUUUGUCGCAGAGGGAUAUUACUCGAUGGGUGACCAUAGUAUGUACUAUGCAAGUGGAUCUACGAUCGUUCGUUUCCCGAAGACAAAUGGAACCAUUUUAAUUCAGGCUGAUUUGCAUGAUCAAGGAGUUGAGAUCCUCAAAACGCCUGAUCGCAAUCCGAAAGAUCGGUACUCCGUCGCUGUGCUUGGCCUUGUACAGCUUGAUAAACACGUGGAAAAAAUGCAGACAAAAUCACCGUCAGAUUAUCAUUUAACGAAGUUUGAAGAGAAUGCCAUAGACCAGCCGCCCCUCCUGGACAAUGAGCUUCGUGACGACGCGGAUCAACAGCAACAUUUCGAACAACAAAUGGAUAAGAAUCCAAUACUGAACAAACGUAUUCUUUUAGAAGAUACCGCCCUCGAUGCAGCGGCUGAAAAUAAAACCAACAAGGAUCAUCGAAAACUGAAAUUUGAUAACAAUGAAAUUAUCAAGAACCUGGAAAAGUUCGAUGAUCUAACAAAUGAUCUCGAAGCGAACAAUUUAGAUGUAGGCGGCGAAGACGACGCAGGAGAUAAUGAUUUCCAUGAAUUGCCAAGCAAAAUAAAUGACUCUGAUAAGAACUUUGAUUUAGAAUUGAAGGUUUUGAAAAAGGCUCCUACGCCGACUGAGCCUGACCAUGUUCGUCGUGAGGGUCGCAUAGCUGUUUUCGGUGACUCAAAUUGUCUGGACUCCACACAUCUGGAAAAGCCAUGCUUUUGGCUAAUCGAUGCAUUGCUUGAAUACACAAUGACUAGCCAUGUAUCGAAUUUACUACGUGACUUGAACAAGUCAAAACAAAUCAUCUUGCCAAAUGGAAAUGUUGUCCCGGCCAGGCCAGCAUCUGGUGUUAAAGGGACAAAUUCCGACUUGUAUCGACAAUAUCAAGAUACACCACCCACUCUGCCGUCCCGUAUAACUGGCAGUAACUUGAAUCAAUACUCAAAAGUUUUAGAUCCUAGCAAUUCACAACGAAAACGUACCAUUUCGCAGUGUCCUGUUUUGCAAUGGGAAUCACCAGUAUUUUUAAAUUUAACUGCACCGCACGAUUUGAAGCAAUUGACGAAUAAUGAUGGUGGAAUUGCAGGCGGUCAUGGCGGUGCUAAAGUUCAUGAGGACGGAGAGAAUAAUUCAAAUCUUCUACGUAAAUUGGAGAGUCAAAAAGCCGUCCUAACUCCAGACGACAUAGGAACUGGUGACAUAUCUAACUGGCGUAACAAGAAGCCGCCUGAUGGUGGUGGUGGCGGCGGAGCCAGCCCCUACAACGAUGAUGACAACAACAUCGAAACGUAUCUAAAACAUAAUUUACAAAAUCAAAAACAUUUAAGUGAUAGUAUUGGCGUCGCGGGCAUGUACGGAGGAGGUGGUCCAGCAGACAUGAGCGCGAUGGCAUCAAGUAGUACCAAUAAUCGAAACAGUGAUGAUGAAGAGACUCUUAACUAUUCGAUAAUAACAUUAUUUUUAUUAACCCUGUUAGUUUUUAUUAUAUUUAUAAAUUGGUUUAAACGACGAAGAGUUAGUAGAUCGCGUGGAAACCAUUCACUACUUAAUUAUUUAUGGUCGUAAUUUACAAUGCGCGUAGAUUUAGUUAGCUUUGAUUUAGUACAUGCAAGUAUGCUUCAAUGCCAGCGGCAUUUAUAUUGGGUAAUAUAUUCGCGAUAUUAUACACAUUAUGUACGUAAUACUUCAGUCAAAGAAUAAACCAUGUCACGUAAGGUCUUUUAUAUAGGAUUGGGGAAAAAGAAAUGUCGUAAUUGUGAUCGAAAUUUGACGCUUUAUUUAACAAACUUAUAAUUAUCCGAUUUAAGUCAACUAUGCGCCGUUUUGUUCGCAAACUUGUUGCCAUUUAGAAAAC